This is a messenger RNA of Cyprinodon variegatus (sheepshead minnow), 3259 nucleotides long. It is a transcript of the gene adgrg4a, whose product is annotated as adhesion G protein-coupled receptor G4. Gene Ontology annotation, biological process: adenylate cyclase-activating G protein-coupled receptor signaling pathway; cell surface receptor signaling pathway. Gene Ontology annotation, molecular function: G protein-coupled receptor activity. The transcript has 28 exons. Gene Ontology annotation, cellular component: membrane. Bases 1 to 3126 code for a protein of 1041 amino acids. Lineage: Eukaryota; Metazoa; Chordata; Actinopteri; Cyprinodontiformes; Cyprinodontidae. The record is from RefSeq and is a predicted model, not a curated record.
AUGGCAGAGAGAUCUAACUCAACAUGUGAGAAAUGUUUCAGCUGUGAGGUCUAUGUGACUGUGGAUCCUACAGCUGACGUAAAAAAGGUUCAGACGGACAUUAGUGACUUACUGAGUUCAAUCUUCUCUUUCAACUUCCUCACAAUAGAGGUUGUUUAUGACAGCAUCAUGGUGCUUCCUGCUGUAAUUUUGCCUCAUGUGACUGGACCACCACCAACCCUUUCAGCCUCAUUAACCACCUCAGAAAAAGGUCUAACAAGGAGUCCCCAACCGCAGCCUGUCAACAAGUCAACAACAGGAGGACCUUUAGAUCGCACCGUUGGAUUGGGCCAACCUGCAAUGUACAUCAAAAGCAGGUAUGCAACUAAAUACUACAUGCUGAUGAAAGAGCAUGAUAUGGCAGAGAGAUCUAACUCAACAUGUGAGAAAUGUUUCAGCUGUGAGGUCUAUGUGACUGUGGAUCCUACAGCUGACGUAAAAAAGGUUCAGACGGACAUUAGUGACUUACUGAGUUCAAUCUUCUCUUUCAACUUCCUCACAAUAGAGGUUGUUUAUGACAGCAUCAUGGUGCUUCCUGCUGUAAUUUUGCCUCAUGUGACUGGACCACCACCAACCCUUUCAGCCUCAUUAACCACCUCAGAAAAAGGUCUAACAAGGAGUCCCCAACCGCAGCCUGUCAACAAGUCAACAACAGGAGGACCUUUAGAUCGCACCGUUGGAUUGGUCAUGCCAGACCAGUUUUUCCGGGUUAAUCUGACCUUAUGCAUUAGAGGGAGCCUUUUAAGACCAAAAGACUUCAUUGAGAACUGGCUAAAGCAUCAGCUUGAGACCAAUGGCACCAUGACAGUGGUGAAUCUUUUUAUAAAGGACAGUUCUAGUAGAAGUAUGAAAGAAUAUACUAAUUUGAUGACUUCCUACACUGAAGAGGAACAGUACAACUGCGCCUUCCAUGUUCGGGAGUUUCGCAAAAGCAAUGUGGCUGAUGUUGAGUCCCUUAUUUAUUUUGCCUUGAUAUCAAAAUAUGGAAAUGCUUCUUUUGAAAUUCAGACAAAGAAUGUAUCCAUCAAACACAUAGAGCCAAAAAACUGUUUAAAACAGGACAUUUCAUCUAUUUAUGGGCAAUACAAUUGGCCGGAAACAUUUCCACAAGACAUUGCAGAGAUGGGAUGUAUCAAACCAGUUUCAAAUAGAGCCUACAGACUUUGUAAACUAGACAUUAAAUCUGACACAACCAACUGGGCUUAUCCUGAUAUGAAAAACUGUGAUAAGGUCGUAACUAUAUCAGAGAUCAGCAACAUUACAGUCACACCUGGUAAUGCAGCUGAGGUUGUGGACAUCAUUCAGGACGCUGUCGAUGCUCAGCUCAGUAAUAAGCCGGGGCUGUCUUUCUCUGAGUUGGGAUCAGUGAUGGAAAAGCUAAGUGAAGUGGUUGAUGUAAGCAUCAUUGAGACUAUAGUUGGGAAUCGUAUUGUCCACAUUGUGGCCAAUAUCCUGCUUUCUGAAACUGAUAUAACACCAGUGGCUGACAUUCUCCUUGAUCUGACAGACCAGAUGGGUAACUGUAUGGAAUUCAGUGGGGAAUAUGCAAACAUCAAGGCUCAUGCACUUGCUUUUUCCAUGAUCAAUGUCGAUCCAGAAGAGUUUAACGGUCUCACAUUUAGUGUGUCCCUCUCAUCUACAAUGAACCCUGAGGUCUUUGUUAACCAGAGUUUUGUCAACCAAUCACAUGCAGAGGCAAACGCAACGAUUUCUUUGCCCACUGAGCUUAUCAACUUUUUUCCACAUGGAGUCAGAAACACAACAAGGGUGCAGUUUCAUUUUUACGGAACACUUGACCUUUUUCAGGAUCCAUAUUUAAACAAUGAAACCACGAGGAAUAUGACAUUAAACUCAUUUGUAGUAUCUGCCAGUGUUAAUAACAGCCAAGUCAUCAACCUAAAGGAAAGAGUGGUGGUGACCCUCAAACAUAAAACACCCAAAAUGACAGAGGACGAAGUGCAAUGUAUGUUCUGGGAUUUCCAGAAGUACGAUGGCCAUGGUGGUUGGAAUAACAGUGGCUGUGAAACCCUGAGUGAAUCUGCUUACUGGACCAGCUGUCUUUGUGAUCACCUCACACAUUUUGCUGUCCUGCUAGAUGUAACCAGAAGCCCUCUCAGUGAUACUUAUACAGAGGUUCUCACAGUGAUCUCAUACCUUGGUUGUGGUAUCUCCGGAUUCUUUCUAGGAAUAACUUUACUCACCUACCUUAUUCUUGAGAAGCUGCGUCAGGACUAUCCAUCAAAGAUUCUUAUCAACCUGUCCACUGCACUGCUGGGUUUGAGCAUUUUCUUUCUUGUUGACCCUUGGCUUUCAUCCUUCUCCAACUACGGUCUGUGUAUCGCAGCAGCUGCUUUCCUCCAUUAUUUCCUCUUGGCCUCUUGCACCUGGAUGGGCCUGGAAGCUGUUCACAUGUACAUUGCACUGGUGAAGGUGUUCAACAUCUAUAUGCCCUUCUAUCUAUUGAGACUAUGCGUUAUUGGAUGGGGUGUUCCUUUGCUGAUAGUCAGUCUGGUGCUUGCUAUUGAUAAAGAUGCUUAUGGUAGCUCAACACCUGAACUAGUAGGUGUGGCACUUCAAUCCAGUGAAAAGUUUUGCUGGCUUCAGAAGAAAGUUUUCUACAAUGUCACAGUGGUAGGAUUUAUUCUCCUCAUCUUCUUGGGCAACAUAACCGUGUUCAUUAUGGUUGUGAUCCAGAUUAAAAAAAUGAGGGCCAACAAUCCGUCAGCCAACAGCCGCACCGCUGUACAGGACUUUAGAGUGCUUGUUGGUCUGACUGUUCUGCUGGGCCUGACUUGGUCAGUGGGCUUCCUCUCAUUCGGGCCUGGACGGGGGGUCGUGUUGUGCUUGUUUGCCAUACUUAAUUCUUUUCAAGGGUUUUUUGUUUUUCUGUUUCACUGUUUGAUGAAGGAAAAUGUGAGGAAACAGUGGAGGAUUUAUUUGUGCUGUGGACGUUUCAGGGUCAUUGAAAGCUUAGAAUGGACUCACUCUGUAACAGUGGGCCGCCGUAACAAAAAGCGCAAUCUCGUCAACUCUGACUCCCUUCCCUCAGAUAACAGCUCCUCCAUCAGAUCCAACAACUCCACCUAACAAGCCACAACACACUCACACCGCUAGGUGGCAGUAAUGAUUAUUUUAAUGAGUACCGAGAUUCAUUGAUAGGACACAAAUUCCAAAAAAUAGCCUUUUUUUUCUUUUGUAGUAAGCAAUGAGAGAUCACAAA